Molecule: messenger RNA, 2883 nt
Organism: Globicephala melas (long-finned pilot whale)
Lineage: Eukaryota; Metazoa; Chordata; Mammalia; Artiodactyla; Delphinidae
Gene: PANK4
Product: pantothenate kinase 4 (inactive)
Biological process (GO): coenzyme A biosynthetic process
Cellular component (GO): cytosol; nucleus
Molecular function (GO): pantothenate kinase activity; ATP binding
Source: RefSeq, a predicted model, not a curated record
AGCACAUUCAAAAUGGCGGAGUGUGGAGCGAGCGGCAGCGGGAGCAGCGGGGACAGCCUGGACAAGAGCAUCACACUGCCCCCCGACGAGAUCUUCCGCAACCUGGAGAACGCCAAGCGCUUCGCCAUAGACAUAGGCGGCUCGCUGACCAAGCUGGCCUACUACUCCACCGUGCAGCACAAAGUGGCCAGAGUGCGGUCCUUCGACCACUCAGACAAGGACACAGAGCAGGACCACGAGCCGCCCUAUGAGAUCUCCGUCCAGGAGGAGGUUACCGCCAGGCUGCACUUCGUCAAGUUCGAGAACACCUACAUAGAAGCCUGCCUGGACUUCAUCAAAGACCACCUGGUCAACACCGAGACCAAGGUCAUCCAGGCGACCGGGGGCGGGGCGUACAAGUUCAAAGACCUCAUCGAAGAGAAGCUGCAGCUGAAGGUUGACAAGGAGGACGUGAUGACCUGCCUGAUCAAGGGCUGCAACUUCGUGCUGAAGAACAUCCCGCACGAGGCCUUCGUGUACCAGAAGGGCUCCAACCCCGAGUUCCGGUUUCAGACCAACCACCCCAGCGUUUUCCCGUACCUCCUAGUCAGCAUCGGCUCUGGGGUCUCUAUCGUGAAGGUGGAGACAGAGGACAGGUUCGAGUGGAUCGGCGGCAGCUCCAUCGGGGGUGGCACCUUCUGGGGGCUUGGGGCUCUGCUCACCAAAACGAAGAAGUUUGACGAGCUGCUGCAUCUGGCUUCCAGAGGCCAGCACACGAACGUGGACAUGCUGGUGCAGGACAUCUACGGAGGGGCCCACCAGACCCUGGGGCUGAGCGGCAACCUCAUCGCGAGCAGCUUCGGGAAGUCGGCCACCGCGGACACAGAGUUCUCCAAGGAGGACAUGGCCAAGAGCCUGCUGCACAUGAUCAGCAACGACAUCGGGCAGCUCGCCUGCCUGUACGCCAGGCUCCACUGCUUGGACCGGGUGUACUUCGGGGGCUUCUUCAUCCGCGGCCACCCUGUCACCAUGCGCACCAUCACCUACAGCAUCAACUUCUUCUCCAAGGGGGAGGUCCAGGCGCUGUUCUUGAGGCACGAAGGCUACCUGGGCGCCAUAGGAGCGUUUCUUAAAGGAGCCGAGCAGGACAACCCAAACCAGUACAGUUGGGAAGAGAACUACGCCGGCAGCUCCGGGCUCAUGAGCUCCUCGCCCGAGCUCUGCCCAACACAGCGGCCGAGGAGCGGCACCUUCGACUUGCUGGAAAUGGACCGUCUGGAGAGGCCGCUCGUCAACCUGCCUCUCCUUCUGGACCCGUCCUCCUACGUGCCUGACACGGUCGACCUCACGGACGACGCGCUGGCCCGAAAGUACUGGCUCACCUGCUUUGAGGAGGCCCUGGACGGGGUCGUGAAGCGCGCCGUGGCGAGCCAGCCAGGCUCCGUGGAUGCAGCCGAGAGGGCCGAGAAGUUCCGCCAGAAGUACUGGAACAAGCUGCAGACGCUGAGGCAGCAGCCCUUCGCUUAUGGGACCCUGACCGUGCGCAGCCUCCUGGACACGAGGGAGCACUGUUUGAACGAGUUCAACUUCCCGGACCCCUACUCCAAGGUGAAGCAGAAGGACAACGGCGUGGCAUUAAAGUGUUUCCAGAGGGUGAUCCACUCUCUGGAUGCCCUGGGCUGGGAGGAGAGGCAGCUGGCCCUGGUGAAAGGGCUCCUGGCUGGCAACGUCUUCGACUGGGGAGCGAAAGCCGUCUCUGACGUCCUUGAAUCUGACCCCCAGUUUGGGUUUGAGGAGGCAAAGAGGAAGCUGCAAGAGCGGCCCUGGCUCGUGGACUCCUACAGCAAGUGGCUUCAGAGACUGAAGGGGCCCCCUCACAAAUGUGCCUUAAUUUUCGCAGAUAACAGUGGAGUAGACGUCAUUUUGGGAGUCUUCCCCUUUGUCAGGGAGCUUCUCUCUAGAGGGACGGAGGUCAUCUUGGCGUGCAACUCGGGACCCGCCUUGAACGACGUGACCUACAGCGAGUCCCUCAUUGUGGCUGAGCGCAUCGCGGCCAUGGACCCCGUCGUCCGCUCGGCGCUCGGAGAAGGGAGGCUGCUGCUCAUGCAGACUGGCUCCAGCUCCCCGUGUCUCGACCUCAGCCGCCUGGACAAGGGGCUGGCCGUGCUGGUGCGGGAGCGCGGCGCCGACCUGGUGGUCAUCGAGGGCAUGGGCCGCGCCGUCCACACCAACUACCACGCGGCCCUGCGCUGCGAGAGCCUCAAGCUGGCCGUCAUCAAGAACUCGUGGCUGGCCGAGCGGCUGGGGGGCCGGCUCUUCAGCGUCAUCUUCAAGUACGAGGUCCCGGCCGAGUGAGGCGCCACCGCCGCCGGGCUGCUCCGCCCGUCGCCUCAGGAACAUGUCUCGACGGCAACAGGGACCCGCGUUCAAAUCAGAGUAUUUAUAUUGUGCUUCUGUGAGAGACCGGCUGCACCCAGGUGUGGGCUCAGCGCUCGUGGCCUCGGGCUCAGUGUUUCUUCAGUGCUGACGUGUUCGUGGUGGGGAGACACGACUUUUGUCCCGUGAGACGUUCUUAUUGGAAUAUAUUUAACUGUUAAAUAAUCUUUUAUAUAUAUAUACAUAUAUACAUAUAUAUAUAUAUAUAUAUAUAAAUAUAAAUAUAUACGUAUACGCCUCUGACAGGACGCUGAGGUCAGGGCACGGCAAAUAGCUUCCAGAGUGAGAACAGAGCGUUUCUGCCUUGGCUCGUUGGUGUGAGGGUGGGCAGCCCCCCCCGGGGGCCCUGCCCACGCCUCCCCCAGGGAGCACAGCAGUGGGGUCUCUCCCUAGGUGAUCUCUAGAACUCUUAGGCCCACCUUGGCCCGUGGGCCAUGGCCGCUGCCCUGUCACGUGGCCUCCAGCAUC